This is a messenger RNA of Aphidius gifuensis, 3523 nucleotides long. It is a transcript of the gene Src42A, whose product is annotated as tyrosine-protein kinase Src42A. Gene Ontology annotation, biological process: cell differentiation; protein phosphorylation; cell surface receptor protein tyrosine kinase signaling pathway. Gene Ontology annotation, molecular function: ATP binding; non-membrane spanning protein tyrosine kinase activity; signaling receptor binding. The transcript is spliced from 5 exons. Lineage: Eukaryota; Metazoa; Arthropoda; Insecta; Hymenoptera; Braconidae. The record is from RefSeq and is a predicted model, not a curated record. Gene Ontology annotation, cellular component: extrinsic component of cytoplasmic side of plasma membrane. Bases 1474 to 2988 code for a protein of 504 amino acids.
CUCUUUUUAGAGCCUGCAGAUCAGCCAUCAUUCUAUUUUCCCCUUCACCAUCCCUCUCCAGUAAACACACACACACAACCUCGGCCAGUUUAUAUAUUUAUUUAUUUUUUUUUGUCUGUUGAUUUGCCUGUGUAUUUUUUCAGUUCACAUUCACCAUGGGUGAUUUCACCUCGCGUUUUUCCUCACCAUCUUUCCUAAAAAUAUUACGACAAAUUAAAUAAUAAAUAUUACAAAUCAUUCAUUCAAACUAAACCCACAAAAUAUGAUUUUUUUAAAUAAACAAUUUUAAUAAACAAUUUAAUUAAUCAACAAAAUACAGUGAUACAAAAAUUUGAAAAAAAAAAAAAAGUGAAUUGUGUAGUUGUGUUUGUUUGACUUUCUCUCUGUCUUAUUGACACAAAAAUAUAUUUAUUUAUCUCGUCUAAUUGCUCCAAUAAAAAUACAUCUAUUUAAACAAAAUAAUAAUAAUAAUAAAAAUAUCUACACAUAUACAAACAUCUACAAGUUUUCAUUCGAAAUUUAGAUUUUCUUUUUUUAUCAAAUUGACAGUUGGUCUUUGGGCGUGUUAUAAACAAUAAUUUACUAAAAAAAAAAAUCAACAAAUUAAUUAUCAACAAAGCCAAACAAUUGUUAAUAAAAAAAAUAAUUAUUAUUAUUAUAUUAAUAAUAAAAAAAUUAGUUUUUUUUUUAUGUUUUUUAUCGCGCAUGUCAAGUUAUUCUUUGUGUGACAGUUUACAUUUGUGUAUUGGUCUAUUGACAGUGUUGUGACUGUGUGUGUGUGUAUCACUCAGUGACAACGAUUAUUAACUCUUUUUUUAAAAAAAAAUAAAAAAAUAAUAUUAUUUAUGUGUGUUAGUUUGUGAGUAAAAUUGUACUGAGGAAAAUGGCGAUCAGGUGGCGACAAUAUUUUCAAAAUUUUCAUAUUUAUUUAUGAUUAUGUUAAAGAGAAAAAAAAUUUGUUUAUUGUUAUUAUUUUUAAUUAUUUAUAUACAAUUGUAAAUAUAAAUUUAAAUAAUGUAAAUGAUUAUUUAUUAUUAUUAUUAUUAAUAUUAAAAAACAAUAACAACAACGAGACAUUAAUGGCACUACCUGAAUCGCGUCAGAUGCGUGAAGAAGAAAGCGACAUAAUAGAAUCACCCACGUAUAAAUUGAGAAACGCCCCAUUGUGAAUUUUUUUAAUUGUUAUUAUUAUUCAACAAUAUUAAGUGAUUAUUAUUAUUGUAAUAUUAAAGGGUUAUCUAAAAGAUUGAGGCCUGCAAAGAGAGAAGAGAUAGAAAAAUUUUUUCGAUAUGAUGGAAAAAUUUGUUUCUUUGAAUUUUUUUAUAAAGUUAAUUAUUGCUUGAUUGUUUGAUGAAUAAUAAUCAGCUGUAAAUUAAAAAUAUAAUAAUAAAAAAAGGCAGUUGAAUUAAUUCAAUUGAAUGACAUUAAUUGGAUAUUUUAUUUAGUGAUAAGAGAAAAAGAAAACAAAAAAAAAUGGGAAAUUGUUUCAGUAGUCCGGCUGAUGCCGAGACUGAAAAACCAGAUAGAAUUGGUAAUCCAAGUAUUGAAGCUGUUGCACAAGCAAGUCCAGUACCAACACCACCACCAGAUCCAAUAAGACCAAUGCCACAAAUACCAGAUACAGAUGUACCAACAGCUAAAAUAUUUGUUGCACUUUAUGAUUAUGAUGCAAGAACAGAUGAAGAUCUUAGUUUUCGUAAGGGUGAACAUUUAGAGAUUUUAAAUGAUACACAGGGUGAUUGGUGGCUUGCUAGAAGUAAGAGAACAAGACAAGAAGGAUAUAUACCUAGUAAUUAUGUUGCCAAAUUAAAAUCAAUUGAAGCUGAACCAUGGUACUUCAGAAAGAUAAAACGUAUUGAAGCUGAAAAAAAAUUACUACUACCAGAAAAUGAUCAUGGUGCAUUUUUAAUUCGUGAUUCAGAAAGUAGACACAAUGAUUAUUCACUUUCUGUUCGUGAUGGUGAUACAGUUAAGCAUUAUCGUAUUCGACAAUUAGACGAAGGAGGAUUCUUCAUUGCAAGAAGAACGACAUUUAGAAAUCUUCAAGAUCUCGUUGAACAUUAUAGCAAAGAUGCUGAUGGUCUAUGUGUUAAUCUCUGUAAACCAUGUGUACAGGUUGAGAAACCUGUGACUGAGGGUUUAAGUCAUCGUACUCGAGAUCAAUGGGAAAUUGAUCGUUCAUCAUUAAAAUUUGUUAGAAAAUUAGGCCAAGGACAAUUUGGUGAAGUAUGGGAAGGUUUAUGGAAUAAUACAACAUCUGUUGCAAUAAAAACACUUAAAACUGGUACAAUGGAUGCUAAAGAUUUUCUUGCUGAAGCACAAAUAAUGAAAAAAUUACGUCAUUUAAAAUUAAUACAAUUAUAUGCUGUUUGUACAAUGGAAGAGCCAAUAUAUAUUAUAACUGAAUUAAUGAGAAAUGGUAGUUUAUUGGAAUAUUUACAAGGUAAAGGACGUGGUCUUAAAUUAACACAAUUAAUUGAUAUGUCUGCACAAAUUGCUGCUGGUAUGGCAUAUCUUGAAUCACAAAAUUAUAUACACAGAGAUUUAGCAGCACGUAAUGUUCUUGUUGCUGAUGGUAAUGUUGUUAAAAUUGCUGAUUUUGGUCUUGCAAGAUUAAUUAAAGAAGAUGAAUAUGAAGCUAGAAUUGGUGCAAGAUUUCCAAUUAAAUGGACAGCACCUGAAGCAGCUAAUUACAGUAAAUUUAGUAUUAAAUCAGAUGUUUGGUCAUUUGGUAUUUUAUUGACUGAAUUGGUUACUUAUGGACGUAUACCUUAUCCUGGAAUGACUAAUGCUGAAGUGUUACAUCAAGUUGAGCAUGGUUAUCGUAUGCCAUGUCCACCAAGUUGUCCAAAUGCUCUCUAUGAUAUUAUGCUUGAAUGUUGGAACAAGGAUCCAAUGAAGAGGCCAACAUUUGAGACACUUCAAUGGAAACUUGAAGAUUUCUUUACAAUGGAAGGCUCAGAAUAUAAAGAAGCAUCUGGAUAUUAAAAAAAAAAGUUGCCUUGAUUUAUUAAUUUCAUCAUGAAAAAAAAUAUGUUUAACAAGUGCACAGGCUCAUCAAAGAUCUGAGGAGUUUGAAAACAAGUGGAAAAAAAAAGAAAGGAUAAACUAAAAAUAUAAUGAUGCAGUUGACAUUAUUUAUAUUUUUUUUUUCAAGUAUGUUUUAUUAUUUAAUUUUAUAUUUUUUAUUAUUCGUUUAAAACUAUUCUGGCUGCCAUAAAAUGAGCUAUGACAAAGCAGGAAAAACUAUUGAAUAUUUUAAAAAUUAAUAUAACAAGUGAGACAAGUAUUUGGCUGAAUAGAUUUAAUCAUUUUUGUGGGUUUUUUUUUUGUUUUUUUAAAUGUGGAAUGAAUGAUUGUGGAUAAUUUUUUUUUAAAAAACGGAAAUGGAUCAGUGAUAGACAAUUAUCACAAACGGAAAUAAUCUUAAGUAAACACUUGAAAAUUUUUUGGGUUUUAUAUCGUAAUAAAAAUACAAGUCAUCAUUUUUUAGAAUGAAAAUAAAUAUUACGAGAUCAUGGGA